CAAGUGUAACUGUUUUGACUGGUUAGAGGUGAUUUUUCUAAAACAAUGUUAUUAGUUUAAAAUUUUAUUUUUAACAAUCAAAUUUCCUUACCUGUGUUACUAAUAGCAUCCAAGAUUAAAACAACAAACGGAAUGUUUUAAAUCUAGUUUAUUUUUCAUUAGCUUGGCUGUUUGCAUCUUUGCAUUGCUUUCUGUUUGACUAAUGGAAACAGACUCACCAGUGUCAUUUCUGGUUCUCAGUCACUAGCACUAGACUGUAAAGUUUAGAUUCCAAACACUGCAAUCAAAGUUUUAUCUUGUUUUAAGCAAAACUUUUCCCCCUGGAAUUAUAAAACCUCAUUGAAAACAAUUGUGUUCAUCUUAGGUUUUGUGUGAAAACAAAGCAAACAAGGAUGUUGAAUCUGUUUACCUUAAACUAGAACUCCAGGCCUCUGUUUUCCAAAACCUUUAAUGUAGCAGUUAGAUUUUUUUUUUUAAAAGCUAGUUAGGAACCUAAUUUUAUUUACAGAGCGUGUGAGCCCAGUAGUAGGUAGUCCUCCAUUAGAAGGCUACUGCAAAUAUUUAUGCAGCUUGUGAAGAAAAGCUCUUGGCUGUAUAGUAGUUCAGUUGUCUGAGGUUCUUUCAUCAUGGAUCUGCCUCUGCUUUCAUGGAAGUUAAUGGCAAAAUUGUCAUGAACUGGCAUGAAAGCAAGACUGGGUCCUACCUCUUAACAUCUUUGGACAACAGACAAGUAGCAGGGACAUUCUCUAGGUAGUUCUCAACAUUUUAAAGUUGAAGAAGCCACUAUGAAAAAAAUCCUCAUAUAGUUUUAAGGAGUUGUGAUGUUUUAUAAUGCUUCAGUUUUCCUUGGUUUAGAUAGCUGUGCCUACCUGGGAAACUGGCCCAGCCACUCAUUGCUAUGAAGUGUACCGGAUCUUCUGAGAGUCAGAGAUUUCCGUUCCUACUAGAGAAUGCCCUAACAAGAGAGGCCAGGAAUUGGAAGGUGCCAGUUUUUUGGAAUUUCACACUGAAGGGCACAGAUAUCUCUCCAUCGCACUAUGAGAAAGCAGUUCUCUGGAUUGCAGAAUUAAGCUCCCAGUUCCAAUUUUACUCUGAGACGUUUGCCUUGGCUAUCAACAUUCUUAACCGGUUAUUGGCAUCAGUAAAGGCACAAGUAAAAUACCUUCGGUGCAUAGCAAUUACCUGCCUCGUCCUUGCAGCAAAAACCAACGAAGAAGAUGAGGUAAUACCAUCAGUGAAGAAGCUUGCAGUGCGGAGUGGUUGUAAAUGCUCUCCAGCUGAGAUUUUGAGAAUGGAAAGAAUUAUACUAGAUAAGCUUCACUGGGAUCUUUACACAGCGACACCUAUGGAUUUCUUAAACAUUUUCCAUGCCAUGGUGAUGUCCAACUGGCCUCAUCUACUAAAUGGGCUGCCUCAGAUGAAUCCUUCCCGCCAUGUUGCAUUCUUGACCAGACAGCUACAGCACUGUAUGGCAUGCCACCAACUACUGCAGUUUAAGGGCUCCACAUUGGCUUUGGUGAUCAUCACCUUAGAGUUGGAGAGGCUGACUCCUGACUGGUUUCCUGUUAUUACUGAUCUGCUAAAAAAAGCACAGGUUAGUAGCACCAAAUUCAUCCAUUGUAAAGAGCUUGUGGAUCAGCAGCUACUACAUUUACAACCAUCCAAUGCUGUUUAUAUCUUUAAUCCUGCCAACCAAGCCAUCCGAGCUCAUCCCAAGGAAAAGUUACCCUACUGUUAUUCUGAAUGGAGGAAUUCAAGUCAAAUUAGUUCAAGGGUCAUUGUGAGUCAGCCAGUUCCAGCAACCUUCACACCUACUUCCGUCAAAAUUCAAGAAGAUAGCAUGGAGACAGAUGAAUUCUAUGAUGGAUUCAGGCACCUAUACAAUGAGGAGGGUGUCCCAGAAGUUGGAAGGGUCAGCAUCACUGGCUCAUGCAAUAAUCUGAGGCAAGGAGAAAGUAGUUCCCCUUGUCCUCCAUUACAGCCACCUGAAAUUAACUAGAGGCGGCCAUAAUUGUGUAGGAACUAGCAAAUGCAGUUGCCACCAGGUCCGAUGAAUGGAAUGCUAGAUGCUGUCAAAUGAAAGCAUUCCUUGUUUUGGAUAGAGCAAUGCCAAAAACAUUAACUUGCUGCCUUUUAAGUGUGUCCUAAAACAAUGUUUGCUACUUCCCCACCAUUUUUGUGUGAUCUGAGCAUAAAGCUGGGUAAAAACCUCAACAGCUAUGGAUAGCUGAAGUCAUACAACUCAGGGAUCCAAAUUCAGCAGAUGGGGCUUGACACUGCACUUGGAGGAACUGAUGGGACCACAUUCCUUGGGCAGCUAUUAUUUAGGCUCUCUCCCAGCAUGCAUUGUGACUUCAGCCCUUCCAGGCUAUAACAUUGUUCUCCUCUACAAGUGGUUUCCAUAAUAUGAACAGCUGUAGGUGAGUUGCCUUGUGGGGAAGGGAGCUCCCAUUGCAUGGACCAUUAGGUCUACUGAUAUUUUCCUAGGUGGGACCAAACUUCUGAUUUAACAGUGAACAAAAAUGUGUCAUGAGAACAGCCUAAGCCUCUGUGUAGGAAAUUCCAGUUUUACUUAAGGGCUGAUCUUGAACUCAAAAGAUGCUCUGAGUGCUUUGGCACCUUUAAGAAUCAAGCUUUUAGGGAUUGAUCCAUUGCAACCAAUGGGAAGACUCCAGUGGGUUUUGCAUCAGACCUUCACAGAUUAUGUGGUGCAAUUGAAUUUUGUUCAUAUUGUAGCAUGCAAACUGUCUUUUUUUUUUUUUUUUUUAAACUUUCUUUUACAAUUUAUAUAUUUUUUAAAACAUUUGGUUCUUUGCCUUAACUACUAAUUCCCACAGUGAGGCAGUGAAACUGACUUCUGUAGUGUGUAACCGUUUUAAAGCAGCCUGGCAAAUGUUUUAAAGGAUGAGUCCUGAAAGGGUGAUUGUUACUUUUUUAUUUAAAAUGGAGGCCAGCACUUUUAAGUGAAAUUUUUUUUUGUAUACUAAUUUGAAAGUGUAAUCAGACCAAUACUGUAGGGAAAACAGAUUAGGCCUUGAUCCUGCAAGUUGUGGCCCAGUAUGAAAGCUAGUUGCAUGCCUUUGUAUGAGCGCAGGUAAGGCUAAGCAUCAGGCAUAACUCAUCAGAGUGAGAGCCCCGGCCCAUUCACUCUCAGUUGCGCAAGGGUAAAAAUUGGGUGGGGCUAAGCAGAGACCUGGAUGUAAGUGCCAUCCUCAUACUACGAGAGGGUUUACCCAAGCCUCACAGAAGCCUUGCAGCAGCAUUCUCCUUAAUGAAGGAUGAGGUUUCCUGGCAAUCCUUGUCCUGCUCAUCUCUUUUUACCUUGUGCUUAUGUGAAGCAUCUCCUGCAGCUACGCUGUGCAGGCUCAAAGCUGUUAGAGGCUGAAUGAACAGAUUUAGUUUUAGAAAUGUUCUGUUAAAAUGUUGACUGCGUAAGCACUGUGCUAAGGUCGGCUUUGUGUGUGCGCACGUGUGCGGGUGUGUAAGUCAAAUUUCUUUUAAACUGCAAAAAAUACGGUGCUAAAUGUACCAAAAAAAUGUUAUAGGAAGGUGGCGAAUUAAUGCAAGUGAGAGAUGUGAGUAUGAGUGCAUUUGGACAGCCAUUGGAACACGAUGGAAUUGUACGGCAAGGCAAAGGCUACCACAAACUGUGAAUGCUGCGCUUUAUACUAGUUUAAACCACAGCCCUCCUUACAGAAUGAACAGGGUGGUUUGCCAGUGUCUCUGAUUGCAAGGCUGUAGUAAAUAAGUUUUUGAAAUGGGAAUUAAAAAAAGGAUGCACUGUACCAGAAGAGAAAACUGUUUACAAGCCUUUCCACGCAUCUCAAGGGCUAGUUAAUGGAGGGACUUGGAAUGUUAUUUAUUAAUCCUGCCUAAGUAGCAUAAGGAAGGUUUUCAUUUUGUGGUAGGACCAAAAAAAGAAAAAAAAUGAAAAGAAAAAAAAAAAAGCAGCACCUUCCUUUUCUAUCACAAACUGUGACUUGACUGCCUGACUUUUAAAGAGGCAAGUUAUCUUUUGUAGUUUUCAUUAAAUAAACUGUAAUCUA
This is a messenger RNA of Mauremys mutica (yellowpond turtle), 4046 nucleotides long. It is a transcript of the gene CCNI2, whose product is annotated as cyclin I family member 2. Gene Ontology annotation, cellular component: cyclin-dependent protein kinase holoenzyme complex; nucleus; cytoplasm. The transcript has 6 exons. Gene Ontology annotation, molecular function: cyclin-dependent protein serine/threonine kinase regulator activity. Gene Ontology annotation, biological process: regulation of cyclin-dependent protein serine/threonine kinase activity; mitotic cell cycle phase transition. NCBI's taxonomy places the organism in Eukaryota, Metazoa, Chordata, Testudines, Geoemydidae. The coding region runs from base 899 to 1999 and encodes 366 amino acids. The record is from RefSeq and is a predicted model, not a curated record.